GUCCUAAUACAAAACAAUGAGCUUGAGCUUGAGCUUGUUAGUUGGUUAGCGUGUUGUCACGUACUUUUCUAGUAAGCUUGCUUAUAAAGGUUUUCUUGUGAAGGUUAACGUGUACACCAAUGCGGGAUUAGAACUGUUUUGCCUGUAUCGGCACGUGGGAAGUCCCACAAAAACGGUUUGGAUCAGCAUGCACACGUUGUGUAUCAUAAACUUCUUUUCGUUACAGUAUAAUGCUGAACAUUACAGUAUAAAUUGGUAUGUACUCCAUCAUUUGUGUUUAUCAACAAAGCACAGAAGCCAGGUCACAGGGGUAUACAUGAAAACCCUACUUCGGUAGCAGCUCCUACAGUAGGAACUAUUUCCCCCCCCCCCCCCCGGGGAACAGUUCAUAUUGCUUGCUGCAAGCAAACACUGAAAGCAAACACAGUGUUGCCAGUUCAAACCAGGCAAGGAAAGUAACUAUUGCAUCCUUUCCACCAUGAUGGUGGUUAUCGUACGCGCCUUAGUGUGUGUUGCUUGUAUUGUGUCGGCGUUUUGAAAUCGUUGCUGUUGUUCUUGCUGUUGAAAGAAUUAAACAACUUGUUGCUGUUGAAAGAACUACUACUAACAAACAACUAAACAUGCCUCUUCUGAAACAACCAAAGAAGCAAAUCAACCAUGGGAUUCACCCUCCAAACAUUCCAUUCCCAUCUGGCGAAAGCACACAUCCUACAUGGAAGUACCCACGUGCAAGAUCGUUGCAUAUGUGGGGGACAUCCGGGUCAGUAGCUGGUGGUGUCCUCAUGAACGUCGAUAGGAUUUGGUUCUGUCCUACAUAACUACACUGGUAGUUAUACAAGUUGAUAAGAAGGUUCAUUGUGAUCUUUCUUUCCCCCUGCUCCUCCAAGCACAUCCUGUCUUUGAUUCUAGGGAACUGUCCCUGGAUCAUGCGCAUUCCCCACUCUGACAUCUGUCUCAAGGAGGUCGCGUCCCUGUUGAGAAGUAUCCACUCUGGUUGAUCUGGGUCUCUCUGUGAGCUUUUGAUGAGGCUAUCCUUGUAUUCCUUCAGGGCAAAUGCUGAAUCAACCACACCCUUUCCACCACACUCUUUAUGGACCUCCACAAUCCUUUGAUACACACCAUGCUCGGCAAUGGUGCUGUCGUGCCAUGCCCCAGGGCAGUUGUAAACUGCUAUACGGAUCUUUCCAUCAGGGGCAAAGGCAAAUACACUAUUUACAUAUGUGUUCUCCUUCCAUGCAUUGUAGAAUGGUGGUCUUUGUUUGUAUCAGUCUCCUGAGGCUUCAAUCACUUGCUUGAGCCCAUCUGCAGCGCCCCAGACAUGUUGUUCUCCAAGCCUUGGGUACUUGUCUCCAAUUGCCUUAACAUAAGCAUCCACUUCUUGCUCAGUAGUAGUUGGGACACUGACCAUGGCCGCUGGAUGUUUGUGAAGGGCAACAAGCAUCACUCUCCUUGCAAACUUGAGCCACAUACAUCACUGUGGAUGUUAAGCCAAAUGCCAUUGCCAUUGUCCUUGCUACCAAUCCUUGUGUCCUGUACCAGUAAAGGACCAGCCCUAUUGCACAGACAUUGCAAUAGCGCGAAAACUGAAAAUUCUCCAUUCGGGCCCUCUCCGGGAAUCACUCAAUGUCCCAGAGCAACAACCCGAUAUCGCAGUUUCUUUUUCGUACCUGUACGUAAUGCUACAAAAAUAACAAGCAGUCCAGAGACUUCGCCAGGAACUAUGGAACAAUCAUCGGCGGAGACCCAGAAGCAGCAGUCCCAGUCUAAAUGCGACAGAGAAGGGGAAGCGAAGGUAAACAGUGAUGGGGAUGUCAAUUCUCCCCCCCCUCUUUACUUUGGCUAUUCUGCGUUAACUGUCUGGCGUGUCGCUUUCUACAUAAUCAUGGCUUAUACAUGGGGAAAAAGCGUGCUCGGUCCAUGUACGUCCACCCCUGAGGUGCAAAAGAGAAGUUCAUUAUCCACCAGCUCAUUCCUCUUUUACUCCGAGAAACUAACUUGUCGUAACUAUUUCUUUCCUUUUCGCGAUGACGAACCAAUUCCAUGUUGUGUCCGCAUCCAAUCACUGCAUCGCGAUUGCCGCGUUCUUUGAUUCAUGCUCGAAUAAGUCGGAGGUUGGACCGAUGCUACGACAUACGAUCAUGCCGAAUGGGUGUACGACUUCGCUCCCAAGACGUUUGAAGCAACAGAGAGGCUUCGAUGGUUCUCGGUAGCUGUUGCCUUGCUGUCGAUCUUCAGUGACACCGCUACCAAUAUUUUUGCCUUGCUAGCGGGUCAACUCAUUUUCACCAACUUGGUCUGCUUCAUCAGUGAGUCAUACGAUAUCUUUCACCGUCUGUACAUGAGUUGUUGUUGUUCUUGUUGUUGCUGCUGCUGCUGCGUGCCGUCGGUUCUUUGAUUGAACCAUUUACUCAUCCAUUCGGUCAAAAGGUCAAUUUUUUGGUUAUUUGUUCCUGAGAUUAUAUACUUCAGUCUAAAAUUUUGAUUCAUCCAUUUUUGCGUUUUGGUGUUUAUAACUCUCCAGAUCACUAUUAUCUGUUUUUUCUUUUGGCCACCUUGAUGGCGUUUUAUUGCAACUGCGGGAAAGACAAUGUCCACAAUAAGGCUGGUUGGAUCCACGCGAUACGGGGGCAGAUCGUGGUUGUUUAUGCUUUUGCAUCACUUUGGAAAUUCGAUUCCGAUUGGUUGAAUGGAGGUAUCGUGGAGGCAAUCUUCCUAUCGUUUGAGGAACAGGGCGAUCAUCGAGGAAUUCCGUGGAGCGAUAUAAAUGCUUCAUACCCCGGCAUUUUCUCUUUUAUAGCCUUGUCAGGUAUCUUUCUCGAUUCGAUGCUCUUCCUUGUCCUCAUGUUCCUUCCGCCGGGACACAAACUACAAGCGCUCGGACUGGUAUUUCACGGGUUUACGGCGUAUACCAUGGCGGAACGCAUCGGUUAUUCUUUUCCAUUAACAAUGAUUUUUUCCGGAUUUGCCUUUCAGCGAUCUGACGUGGUCGACAAAGAUCAGGAGUCGCUAGGUGGCGAUACACUUUCCCAUUUUCAAUGGCUGUCGCUACAAAUACAGUUGUGGAAGCGUGCAAAUCAGUGCAAACCAAAACACGCCGUCCAACAGCACGUAGUCAAAACAAAAAAGCAAAUUCUUCCGUUGUUGUUUCUGGUCAUCCAAUGGCUCAUUCCUCUCCGAAUGCCAUUAGUAUCACAUGGUGAAUUCAAGUAUACUUUUGAAGGCUAUCGUUGGUCUUGGACAAUGAUGUUACAUUCUAAGUUCAAUAUCAAGAGCCCUGGAUUAUCGUUCAUGAGUCUAAGGCCAAAAUGCGGCUCCCAUCCGUUUCCAAACCCGCUGGCCAAGGAGUAUCCAGUUAUGGAUCCUCACUCCUUUCCGUAUGAGUUUUUCAUUAUGGACCAAGAGCGUGUUACUUCUGUCCUACAGAUGUUUCCCCGCCAAAUGCCGAAACUUUCAUAUUUUGUCGAACAAAAAAUUGGGGACCAAUGUCCAAAGGUAAUGACGAUGACAACGUCUUAUUUUUGUAAGUUCAAUGCAAUACAUUCUGUAAUUCAUUAUCCUAUAUCUUUCCUCACGUCAUAUUUGUCCUUUCUGUGGGGACAUUGUGUGGGGCGUUUGGUCAAAAAGCAUCAGUAAAUGAUGGUCCAUAUCAUCGCAUCAUUGAUCCAACAUCUGAUCUCUUGGAAGUCCAUCGAAGCCAUUCAAAUCUAACGUGGCCAUCCAAGCUUUGGUAUGCUGUAAUUGACAAAGCACCAAUAGGUCAAGAAUUUGUACUGCGUGGAACAGGUUCUGUCAACCUUCCACUUGCGAGUGGGCCAAAGCGUUUAAAAGACGAGAUAACCUUCGUGGACCGAUCCCCAUGCCUGCAAGUUGAUCCAAUAAAAGUCCACCUCAACA
Messenger RNA from Pseudo-nitzschia multistriata, 3894 nucleotides. The record is from the annotation of a GenBank genome assembly. Lineage: Eukaryota; Bacillariophyta; Bacillariophyceae; Bacillariales; Bacillariaceae.